Messenger RNA from Lathyrus oleraceus (garden pea), 932 nucleotides. RefSeq lists its product as uncharacterized. NCBI's taxonomy places the organism in Eukaryota, Viridiplantae, Streptophyta, Magnoliopsida, Fabales, Fabaceae. The record is from RefSeq and is a predicted model, not a curated record. The coding region runs from base 140 to 730 and encodes 196 amino acids. Gene Ontology annotation, molecular function: protein binding. The transcript has 5 exons.
ACUCUUUUAUGUUCCAUGAACUCAAAGAUAUCGUUUAUGUUUUUCUCUCUUCUCUCGUUAAUAACAUACAAUCGAGUGACAGUGAAGAAGACAAGAGGGAGAGAGGUUGCGGUGGUUGAAGUUCGAAGAGACAUUGGAAAUGAAAGUGACUUGGAAGAACAAGAAGAAGAAACCCUUAUCACUCUUCACCGAACUUCCCUUUGAACACGACACCGACCAACCCAAUUCACACACUACCGAACAUGAUUCUGAUGGAACACCACUACGUUCUCCCAAUUCCGACCAAUCAACACAAUUAUCCAUGCAAUUUCAAGCUCAAGGAGACAACCUCGCUAUGGAGGGGAAGUAUAGGGAAGCACUGGGUAAAUGGGAAGCUGCUCUUACAUUGGCACCUGAUGUUCCAGCUUUGCAUGAACAAAAGGCCCAAGUUUUACUAGAAAUUGGAGAACCUUGGACUGCUUUAAAGGCCGCAACUCGAGCUACUGAAUUGAAGCCAUCGUGGGCCGAGGCUUGGGUCACACUCGGGAGAGCACAGCUUAAUUAUGGCGAGCCUGAUAAUGCUAUUGAAAGCUUUGACAGAGCGUUAGCUCUCAAGCCUGAUUUUGAGGAAGCACAAGAUGAUAGAAAAGCUGCAUCUCGUCUUGUAAAGAAGAGAAAGCAACUUCACUCUUCAGGCUUGAGUGCUACUCAAAAUCGAUAUACUGUAGGUGAUAAGAAUGAAAGCUCGUGAAGGUAAACAACAAAGGAGAAAGAUAUCAAAGUAUUCCUGUAUACUAGGAAAAUUUUGUUUACUGGCACCAACUUCAUGGUCAAAAAGUUCAUAAUUUGUUUGAAUGUAUGUAUAUGUGGUAUGAUGGAUAUGUUAAUGUGAUAAAUAUUGUAAUCUACUUUCUUUUGAUAAUAAUAGAUUAAGUCAUACUGUUUUUUUUUUA